Molecule: messenger RNA, 1191 nt
Organism: Arachis ipaensis
Lineage: Eukaryota; Viridiplantae; Streptophyta; Magnoliopsida; Fabales; Fabaceae
Source: RefSeq, a predicted model, not a curated record
AUGAGGGCUACUUGUAAAGUGAAAGGAUGUCCAUGGGUGGUGUAUGCAUCAAGGGAUCAUGAAGAUACUUGUUGGCAAAUAAAGACUUUCGUUAAUGAUCAUACAUGCCCAAGGGAGGAUAAGAACAUGGCAGCUAACAGAAAUUGGGUGGCGAGCAAACUAGUCAAGAAGGUUAGGAAGUACCCAAAUUUCAAGCACUGUGAUGCUACCACUUACUUCAAGUCAAGGUUUGACUUGUCCUUGAACAAGAACUCAAUAUCAAGGGCCCUCUUAGAUGUAAGAAAUGUGGUGUUCGGGGAUGAAAAGGAACAAUACAAAAUGCUGCAGGAUUAUAGUCUUACACUUCUUAAGACUAAUCCUGGAUCAACAGUUGAAAUUUGUUGCACUCCCCAACCUCAAUCUGAUCCAGUGUUUGAGAAAAUAUAUGUGUGCUUGAAUGGAUGCAAGAAUGGUUUCAAAUUCGGAUGCCGGCCGUUGAUUGGGCUGGACGAAAACAAGGAGAAUUGGAAGUGGUUUCUUGAUUUGCUACACCAAGACCUUGGAGACUAUAGGCAAUAUGGGUGGUGCUUUAUAUCUGACAUGCAGAAGGGAACUGGUUUGUUGCCGGCAAUGGAAGAGGUGAUGCCAUGGGUUCAUCACUGCUUUUAUGUUUGGCACUUGUGGAGGAAUUUUAACAAACAAUGGAAGGAUUUACAACUAAGAUCUUUGCUGUGGGAGUGUGCACGAGCCACCACGUAUCAAGAGUUCAGAGACAAUAUAGACAAGAUCAAGCACAUCAACCAGGAUGCAUGGGAAUAUCUAUCACAGUGGGGAGGAGAACAUUGGACCAGGAGUCAAUUCAGUCACAGGCCUAAAUUGGAUAGCAUAUGUAAUAAUGUGUGUGACGUAUUCAACUCAAAAAUUAAAGAGGCCAGGGCCAAGCCAAUCAUUACUUUACUUGAAGGUGUGAGAAUGUUUGUCAUGAGAACAAUAGCGAAGAACAAACCUAAAUUAGCUAAUCAUGUGGGUAAAGUUGCCGCCGUAAUUCACAGUCGUUUGGAGAAAGUGAGAAAAGAGUCAAAACAUUGGCACCUAAUAUGGACAGGUGAUACUGGUUAUGAGAAAUUUGAGGUACAUGGUUAUCCAGCCAACCAUGUUGUUGAUCUAGGAAAGCACCUUUGCACGUGUCAAUUUUGGAUGCUGACAGGUUGA